This is a messenger RNA of Thlaspi arvense, 946 nucleotides long. Lineage: Eukaryota; Viridiplantae; Streptophyta; Magnoliopsida; Brassicales; Brassicaceae. The record is from the annotation of a GenBank genome assembly.
AAUCUUAAAAAUAAAAAAAAAGGCUGUGUGUAUAUAUAUAACCAUCUUCCUUCUCUAUCCUCUCUGUCGUUCUGGUUUUUUUUUUUUUUUUGCGCAAUGUUUCUUCCAUUUCUCUCUUCCUCUCUCUUCCUCCGCCUCUCUUCUCCGAUCAUGUCCCCUGAUCCCUUAUCCUGCUCAUCUUUCCCUAAUUAAUAUUCUUAUAUCUUCCGAUCGAGAUCCAUUCAUCGACGGAGAGAAUUCAGAUCAACCGCCGAUUAAUAUUAGAAGAAACUAAACCCUAGAGAGAUAUGGAGAGUUCCUUAGGAUUCAUGGCGGUUUUCGCCGUCUCAGGGAGCGUUGUGUUCCUCGCGAGUCAAUUCCACAAGCGUCUCCUCUCCGAUUACAUGGAGAAGUUCGAAUUCGAAAUCCGAUCGCGGGAUAAUGUGGUGAUGAAGAAGAAGGUGAGAUUCGCUGCGGAUGUGGUGGAGCCGUCGGGGAAUAACAAAGAGUAUCGCCGGAGACACUCCUCCAAGGCUAAAUUCGAUAAGCAAUCGAAGAUGGCGGUAACUGUUUGAAGGUCUUUUCUUUUUGUACAAAAAAAAAAUUGAGUCAUUUGUAAUUAUUCAUUGGAUUGUGAUUUGAAAUCAUAAUUAGUUUCAGAUUUUUCUCUCAUCUGAAUAUGCCCAAAACCUUUUAGGUCUUCCCAUGGUCAAUAUUUUUCUUACUAUUUAACCUUUUUGUCAUUUUUGUGGGUUUUUUCCCUGUAAAUAAUUUUGUUUGUGUAAAGACAAAAUGUGAUUGCUAAUUACUUAUUUAUCGUGUGGUGUUUUUAAUUAUGUAUUGUGUGUGAUUUAUGAUGAUUGGUAAUGUAAUAGAGUGCCGUAAUCUCGUAACAUAUUGGUUUGCAAUGACUUAAAGCACGUAAAUAAUUAACAAUUUACGCUUUAUAUAAUAAUCUCAUGUUUAC